This is a messenger RNA of Ahaetulla prasina, 5602 nucleotides long. Its product is annotated as cytochrome P450 2F5-like. The record is from RefSeq and is a predicted model, not a curated record. NCBI's taxonomy places the organism in Eukaryota, Metazoa, Chordata, Lepidosauria, Squamata, Colubridae. Gene Ontology annotation, cellular component: intracellular membrane-bounded organelle; cytoplasm. Gene Ontology annotation, biological process: xenobiotic metabolic process. The transcript has 9 exons. Bases 3330 to 4865 code for a protein of 511 amino acids. Gene Ontology annotation, molecular function: oxygen binding; heme binding; iron ion binding.
GGAGGGCUGCAGGCUGGGAAAUGCAGAGCGAUCCCUGGGUGGACAAACAACCGGGCAGCUUCCAGGGUUUUGUGCAUCCACCUCCGCACCCCAAAGCAUCCUUUGCUAAGAAGUUGAUUCCCCAGUUAUCGUGGGAAGAUUUGCCACAAGUUGAGGGACGCAGACCUGAUCUCUUGCUCUUAAGGAGUGCGGGAGACAAAGGGAGAAGGAAGGCCUGGGGGAUGGGGCCCCUCUCAGCCAGAAGUGAUCCCUGCUGCCCUGGGCUGUGAAUGUCAGGAAUCUGAAAUGGUUGCUGGGGACUUUUCUCAAAAUCUGCAAUAGCUUUUGAACAGCCCCCCAACCCCUGCCAAUGGAAUGUAUAGAGAGGACCUAACUCCUACACACAUUCAAGUCCCAAAGGAGGGAAUGGCUUUUCCCUCUCCCAGGUGCCUGAAGCAGGAGCCACUAAGGGGACUGAGCCAGUGACAGGAGCUGAGUCUUGGAGUGGGGGGGAGCAAGGACCGGGCCACCCGGGGCGGCCAAGGCCCAGGGCAGCUGCUGGGCCUCUGCUCUCUUUGCGGAGGAGAAAGGCGUUCCCAAGAAUAUCCUUGGCAUUUGAGCCCCCCCUUCGCUUCCCUGGUGCUGGCUAAAGGAGGGUGUGAGGCUUUCACAAUCGCUGUGAGGUCAUGGGUGGGGUCGGCAGUGGCAGAGAUGCCAAGGUUGGUGGAAACCUGAUCCUGUAACACUAUCCUGCUGUUUUUAUAUCAGCCUGAUAAUCCCCUGGCACCAGAACCUCCCCCAUCCCAUCUCGUGACAUGCUGGCAGCGGCCCUGAAUCUCUCCAUGUUAGAAAAUAGGGAUGUGGCACAACCACAGGGGUCCCUGGGCCUGUGGGGAGAGCUCUCCAUUCCCAGUGUAGAACAGCAGGGGGCUGUGCUCUUGGCUAGGCGUCUCCCACUGAGGGGUGCAAGAGAGGCCAUCCAACAGGUGCUCUGAUGGGCAGUUUGCCAAAACUGCUGCCGCAGGGAAAGCCCUUGAAGCAGGGGUGAAAUGCUCCCAGUUCGGACCAGCUCGCCCGAUACGGUAGCGAUAGCGGUCAGUGGUUCAGAGAACCGGUAGCAAAAAUCCCUGGCCCCGCCCCCUGCCUCUGCUGAGCCGCACCUUCAUCAGAGGUUGUUUUUUUUUACUUUUAAAAGCAGUUUUUCUUAAGCCGAAAACAUGCCUUUAAAAGUUAAAAAAAAAAGCCUUUGAGGAUCCCGCAGCUCAGCUGAGAUCGUCAAAACCCUUUAAACUUUUUUUUUAACAACCUCUUCAGCCAAAAAGGUUGAAAAAAAAAGGUUUUAAAAGGCUCCUCUGGCGAUCCCAACUGAGUUUCUCAUCACCAGAACCUUAAAAAACAUGUUUUCUAUAAGCUCUUCAGCUGAAGAGCUUGUAGAAAGCUUCCUGUUGUGACUACGGCCCUCGAGCCUGUUCUCAUGGAGGAGAAUGAUUCGGAGAGUGAGGAAGAGGAGCCAGCAAGGCCUCCCUCGCCAGGACCCUCCUUGCUGGCAAUGCCCCAAGUUCCAGCUGCAGGCCAGGAGGAGGAGCUGACAAGGCCUCCCUCGCCAGGACCCUCCUUGCUGGCAAUGCCCCAAGUUCCAGCUGCAGGCCAGGAGGAGGAGCUGACAAGGCCUCCGUCUCCCGCACCUUCCUCCUCCCUGGCAACGCCUCAAGUGCCAGCUUCUGACAAUCAAUCCCAGAUUGAUCCAAGGCAGUGAAGUAAAAAUAAGCAUGCGCAACAGAGGAAAAGGUGUGGCAGGCUCAGAGAUUGCUGAGUCACUGAGCCACACCCCACAGGGUAUAAAAGUGGGUGGAGCUGCCAUGGGCCCAUGUGGCCCAUGGACAAAAAAGCCAUCAAGGUGCACUGCAGCUUGGUUGUUGGAGGGUUAACAGACUUUGUCAAUGAGUUUUGGCAAUGGACCUUGGAAACGAGAUAACGGACCCAGCACUUGGCAGGCCUUUGCACGGUCACUGCCUCGUAUUUCCUCAAUUGAAGAAAAUCAGGUCUGUAGCAAAUAAAAAGACUGGGAGACAUGCGUCUUGGUGUUUGCUCUGUGAAGUGGGGACGGGGACAGAACACCCCCUUUUAAGAGGUUCUGGGCUGCCAUGAAGCACUUACUGAAAUAACUGCUCCUUUCGGCUGGGAAAGCCAUGCUUUACAUCAGCUGCAUCAGCUAGCAAUUGAAUCUGCCUGCUUUGCUGGCUGAGGAACUCUAGGAAUUGAAGUCCACAAACCUUAAAGUUACUAAGGUUGGAGACCCCUGAUCUAAAAAAUAUGAAUAAAAUAAAAUAAUAAAAUAAAAUAUUUAUGCUGCUUUCUGAGAUUUGGUGUGUUUCUGUAGUGUCUCACUUUAACUACACAAGCACACAAAAUCUCACAAAGCUUUAUGUGGCAUUUUGUGUGUGUGUGAGAGUGUGAGUCAGUUGUGUUGUGUUGUGUUGUGUUGUGUGUGUGUAAAGUGUGAAAGUUGGUUUUUGAGCUUUUUGUGGCUGUGUGAGGUUCCUGCAUGUUGUAGGGGCCAUUUUGGGUGAAGUGCAGCUGCUUUUACAUUGUGUGUGAGUCAGUUGUGUGUGUGUAAAGUGUAAAAGUUUGGUUUUUGGAACCUCUUAUUGUUUUGUAUACUUUGUUUAUUAUUUUUAUUAUUUAUUGUUAUUGGCCACGCCCACCCAGUCAUCUGACCACCAAGCCACGCCACCAAUUAAGCCACGCCCACAGAACCAGUAGGGAAAAUGUUUAGAUUUCACCCCUGCCUUGAAGGGGUCCAAGCGGAGGGGGGCUUCUCCUUUUUACCUUCCUGACCGCCCCCCACCUUCCCUUCCACAGCAGCCCUGCAGUUUCCUGGCUUUUCUGCAGAAGCCUUUGGUGAAAAUGCUGGGCGCUGCAGGUAGCUCAGCCUCCCUGGCAGGCCUGACACGGACAAGGGGCGAGAAGCGUCCGGACCAUCUGCAGGGAGGGCCACCCAUCCUCCCCAGCUGUUCCCCGGCCAGGUCACUAGCUUGGGGUCCACAGUGGCCCGGCAGGUGGGAAGCACCCAGGAGAAUCCUUUCCUCUCUGCCCGGCAAUUCUUCUGGGGACCGAAUUGGGUGCAGGGCACGUUCUGCCCCAAGGCCCCAGGUGGGGAGGGGGUGGCCUGGCAGCGUUCCUGCCCAGGGCGAAAGUGUUAUGCAAGCAGGUGAUGCGGCUAUCAGAGACCGAAAGCCACCUCAGCUCCAACACCCAGCCUGCCUUUGGAGCCGCCCUGAGGGAUCAGGUUCCGCCAGGAGGGGACACGCCUUUCUCUCGGUCCCUGUGCCCAGGGCAUAAAAGCAGGCAUGGGAGGCGGGCACCUCCUUCUCCCAGCCAGGCCAAUCAGGAUUCCGACCAUGGAAGCCAGCGCAGCCAUGGUUCUCCUCCUGGCUCUCUGCCUUUCCUGCCUGUUCCUGCUCCUCCUCCUCCAAGGACGAUGGGAUACCAAGUCACGCCUGCCCCCCGGCCCUCGGCCCUUUCCCUUCAUCGGCAAUUUGCCUCACCUGGAUGCCAAGAACAUGAUCAAGUCCCUGCUGGAGCUCAGCAGGCAGUACGGCUCGCUCUUCACCAUCCACAUGGGGUCCCGGCCAGUGGUGGUGCUAUGUGGGUACCAGAUGGUGAAGGAGGCCCUGGUAGACCAAGGCGAGGAGUUCAGCGGCCGUGGAGACAUGCCAGUCUUGUUCCGAUUCACUCAGGGCAACGGCAUUGCCUUCUCCAAUGGGGAGAAGUGGAAGAUCCUGAGGCGGUUUGCCAUUCAGACCUUACGGGACUUCGGGAUGGGCAAGCGCAGCAUUGAGGAGCGAAUCCAGGAAGAGGCCCAGUGCCUGGUGAAGGAGCUGGCCAAGAGGACAGAGCCCUUUGACCCCACAUUCCUGCUUGGCUGCUCGGUCUCCAAUGUCAUCUGCUCCAUCGUCUUCGGAAAUCGCUUUGACUAUGAGGAUCAGCAAUUCCUGACCUUCAUCGGGCUGGUCAAUGACAACUUCCGCCUCUUCAGCUCUCCUUGUGCCCAGAUGUACAACAUUUUCCCCCACAUCAUGUAUUACCUGCCUGGACCGCACAACCAGAUAUUUGCCAACUUUGAGAAGCUGCGGGCCCUGGUGAAGGAGAUGGCCAAGGCCCACCAGGCCAGCCUGGACCCUAGCUGCCCACGCGAUUUUAUAGACAGCUUCCUCCUGAAGAUGGAGCAGGAGAAGGGAGACUCCCGCAGCUUCUUCCACACCGACACUUUGAUCAUGACCACCCACAACCUCUUCUUUGCGGGCACCGAGACCAUCAGCACCACCCUUCGCUACGCCAUCCUCAUUCUCAUGAAGUUUCCCGAAGUUGCUGCCAAGGUGCAGGAGGAGAUCGCAAAGGUCAUUGGCUCAGAGCGCCUGCCCUCCGUUGCUGACCGAGCAAAGAUGCCCUACACAGAGGCCGUCAUCCAUGAGGUCCAGAGGUUCGCCGACAUCAUCCCCAUGGGUAUCCCCCAUGCCCUGACCAAGGACACCCAUUUCCGGGGCUUCUUCUUUCCCGAGGGCACCAACGUCCUGCCUUUCUUCCACUCCGUGCACCAAGAUCCCAGCCAGUUCAAGAACCCAGAAAUGUUUGACCCUGGGCACUUCCUGGACGAGGAGGGGGCCUUCCGCCGCUCCAACGCCUUCAUGCCCUUCUCCGCUGGGAAGCGGCUGUGCCUGGGCGAGGCCUUGGCGCGCAUGGAGCUUUUCCUCUUCCUGACCGCCCUCCUGCAGCGCUUCUCCUUCCAGCCCAGCUGCCCCCGCGACCAGCUCGACCUCUCGCCCCUCGCCAGCGGCAUCGGGAACGUGCCUCGGCCCUACACCUGCCGCCCGCUCGCCCGCUGAUGCCGCCGUUGCUGCCGGGGGGCAGCGGGGGGGGGGGCGCAGGAGGAGCUCAGGGUCCAGCCUGCCCUCCGGAGCGGAGCGGGAGCGGCGGGGCUGCAGGAGAGCGGUGAUGAUGGGGCUUCCCUGGGCGCGCAGGUUGCUGGGUUCCGCUUAAUGGCUUGACUCCACCCGGUGAGGCGGUAGCUGGGCGGGCGGCGGCAGGAGCGCGGAGCCCCCAAGGGCCGGCCUGCCCCCUUCCGCUCGCCAGCGCCGCAGCGGGAGCGAAAGUGCCGCCUCUCCAGCCCUGAAUCCGACUCGAGGCCUCGGGUUUCAGGGCUGCGGAACCGAGGAACCGCCUAGCGCUUUAAUCCGGGUAAGCUUUUGCACCUGAGACGAUUUCACGAGGCACCAAAUGCAGACAGAAAGGAAAAACCCGCCGGAGUGAACACCUGCCGUAAACCGUGUAAUAAAAGGCUGGAAUGCCGUUGCUGAAUUGUGCUAAUCCAGAGCCGCCCAACCCUCCAUCUAAUAGGCCGUUGAGAGCCCUUUGUGCCUGUUACCAGAUGCUGUUUUUCAGGCCCCGUGGGUGAGGCUGAAAGGUGAUAACUUGCAGAGGGACAACAAAAAAUAAGAAAUAUUCUUAUGCAAAAAUUGAAUUGCACAGUACAAAUGUUUUCAAAGGUUACUUCCAAGUCAGUGAAGUGACAUUGGCAUAUUUUUAUGUUAAAACACCGACAGUUUUCAGAACCUCUGGAAAA